Messenger RNA from Carassius gibelio (silver crucian carp), 888 nucleotides. RefSeq lists its product as uncharacterized. Gene Ontology annotation, cellular component: late endosome; phagocytic vesicle; lysosome. The coding region runs from base 168 to 782 and encodes 204 amino acids. Lineage: Eukaryota; Metazoa; Chordata; Actinopteri; Cypriniformes; Cyprinidae. The record is from RefSeq and is a predicted model, not a curated record. Gene Ontology annotation, molecular function: GTPase activity; GTP binding. The transcript has 5 exons. Gene Ontology annotation, biological process: endosome to lysosome transport; phagosome-lysosome fusion.
UUAGCAAGGCGUUUGUUUACCUUACACUGCUACGGUGGUUAACCAUUACCUAUUUUGCCGUGUUUUCUUAUGGAUCCGUGAUACGAACAGGACAUUACAGUCUGAAAUGCAGAAUGCAGUCCUUCAGGACCUCCUUUCACUGAAAACAGCUUUGGUUAUUUUUUAUCAUGACAGAGUGGAGCACACCACACUUGAAAGUCAUUCUUAUUGGAAACUCUGGAGUGGGAAAGUCUUCAUUUAUGAGCCGGUUCGUCCACCAUCGCUUUACUAACUUGUAUCGUGCCACAAUCGGGGUAGAUUUCCUUACGAAAGAAAUCACUAUUGAUAAAAGAUCAGUGAUUCUUCAGAUCUGGGACACUGCAGGAACAGAGAGGUUUCACUCUCUGGGUACCACACUGUACCGUGGAGCUCACUGCUGCCUUCUAGUGUUUGAUGUUACCUCAUCCGUCUCCUUUGAUGCACUAGACGUCUGGAAGAAAGAGUUCCUGGUGCAGGCAUGUCCCUCGGACCCCUCUGCAUUCCCUUUCAUAGUCCUCGGCAAUAAAAUUGACCUGGAUUAUCGUGAGGUGUCUUCUAGCAAAGCCCAGCAGUGGUGCACUGAAAUCGGAGCUGAAUAUUUUGAAUGUAGUGCCAAGGAAGACAUUUGCGUGGACACCACUUUUCACAGUGCGGCACGAGCAGCCCUGCAGUAUCUCAUAAGACACCAUGUGGAAAAUGGAGAGGACAUCCAGAUUACACAGAAACAACAGGAGAAGCAGCCAAAUAAAAAAUGCUAUUGUUGAAGCAAAGCAAAAAACUGAUGUGCUACUCUUCAGUGUUAAGGCCCGUUCACACCAAGAAGGAUCAUUAUGAUAACUGUAACAAUAAAUGUUCUUGUUCUGAGAAAAA